Messenger RNA from Pelodiscus sinensis (Chinese soft-shelled turtle), 5496 nucleotides. It is a transcript of the gene SLC38A12, whose product is annotated as solute carrier family 38 member 12. The record is from RefSeq and is a predicted model, not a curated record. Lineage: Eukaryota; Metazoa; Chordata; Testudines; Trionychidae.
GGGGAUGCUCUGCUGGGCAAGUAUUUCUCACUUGUUUCUCUCUCCCUCCCCUCCUCCCCCCAGUUUAUACUUUGGGCAAAAGAGUAGGAGGUGUCUCCAAAUCAGUCAGUGUCCCAUGACCCUGGGUUUGCUCUUUGCUUCCUCUCUUUCCACCUCUAAUUUAUUGUCACUGACUCUGCAUUUGGGAAGAGUCUGUCUUAGAUUUGCACUUUUCUCUGGGGUGAGAUGUUUACUAGUGAGAUCAUUCUGGCCCUGGUGCUACAGCCAUCUCACUUGUGGCAUCCUGAGCUGCUCCUGUGAUAAAGAUAACCAGGCUUGGACACAUUGUCUCUUUAGGCCAGACGUAGCAGAGACAGAAGACGUUCGCUUCUCCAUUCCAGGGUCCCUCUAUCCUUAGACAUGGCAGGUGGCAUUACUGACACAGGGGAGCUGUAUUCUCCUUACGUCGGUCUGGUGUACAUGUUCAACCUUAUUGUUGGGACGGGAGCCCUAACCAUGCCGAAGGCCUUUGCCACUGCUGGCUGGCUCGUCAGCCUCAUUCUUAUAUUGUUCCUGGGCUUCAUGAGCUACAUGACUACAACAUUUGUGAUGGAGGCCAUGGCUGCUGCUAAUGCCCAGCUGCGUUGGAAGAGAAUGGAAAAGCACAAGGAAGACGAUGAUGAAGAUUCUUCCUCUGGGGUCUCUGAUAGUGAUGUUCUUCUCCAAGAUGGCUAUGAACGAUCGGAGACACGGCCUAUCCUGUCAGUUCAGAGACGUGGCUCACUCAACAUCUUUGAAAUCACUGAGAGGGUGGAGAUGGGCCAGAUGGCCUCUAUGUUCUUCAAUAAAGUGGGGGUCAACUUGUUUUAUUUCUGUAUAAUCAUCUACCUCUAUGGGGACCUGGCGAUCUACGCAGCUGCAGUGCCAGUCUCGCUCAUGCAGGUGACCUGCAGCAUAACUGGCAAUCACUCCUGCGGUGUUGGAGACGGCACUAAGUAUAAUGAUACCGAUAAGUGCUGGGGGCCAAUCAGGCGGAUUGAUGCUUACAGACUCUAUCUGGCAGCGUUUACUCUACUACUGGGUCCUUUCACCUUUUUUAAUGUCCAGAAGACAAAGUAUCUGCAGAUCAUGACAUCCCUGAUGAGAUGGAUAGCUUUUGUCAUCAUGAUUAUUUUGGCCCUUAUCCGCAUUGGCAAGGGCGAAGGGGAAGGUCACCCACCUCUGGCACAGCUGUCGGGGAUCCGCAACCUCUUUGGGGUGUGUGUCUACUCCUUCAUGUGCCAGCACUCGCUGCCCUCCCUCAUUACUCCAAUCUCCAAGAAGCAGCAUGUGAACAAGCUGGUGUUGCUGGAUUACAUCUUAAUAUUGGGUUUCUACAGCCUUCUGUCCUUCACAGCCAUCUACUGCUUCCGCAACGAGACCCUCAUGGACAUGUACACGCUCAAUUUCACCAACUGUGAUAUCAUUAAUGUCGCCUUCAUUCGCUACUUCCUGGGCCUGUUUCCUGUCUUUACGAUCAGCACCAACUUCCCGAUCAUCGCUGUCACCUUGCGAAACAACUGGAAGACCCUCUUCCACCGGGAAGGAGGAACAUACCCAUGGGUGGUGGAUAGGAUUGUCUUUCCAGCGAUCACUUUGAUUCCCCCUGUGCUGGUGGCUGUCUGCACCCACGAUUUGGAGUCCCUGGUGGGCAUCACAGGAGCCUAUGCUGGCAAUGGGAUCCAAUACAUCAUCCCAGCUUUCUUGGCCUACUGUAGUCGGAAGGACACUCAGCUGGUCUUCGGCAGUGGCACAGUCAAUAAACACCUGUCCCCUUUCCGGCACACCUUCUGGAUCUGGUUUGUGCUGUUCUGGGGUCUUUCCUGCUUUGUGUUUGUGACUGCAAAUAUCAUCCUGAGUGAAACAAAACUCUGAUAAUGUGGCAGCAGCCCUCUUCCUGCAGGGCUCUGGGAGAGAUUCCAGGGUUACAACUCCUGUUUCAGACUCUUAGUAAAAACAAAAAAACCCAACAACCUGCUCUUUGCAGGUUUGAUCUGGAUGUGAGGACUUUUUAUCCCCUCCUCACCUUGGGUGCUGAUGUAACUUGCUCAACUCCCUUUUGACUCUGGUUCUCAGACUUCUCAUGCAAAGCCAGGGUUGUGAGCUCUCAGAAGGUCUCCAUGGUUAUUCAGUGUCUGACCAUUUCUGCCUUGAAGUGGAGGAGCUGUGGAAACAGUGCUGCGGGGUUCAGCACGUGGAAGGCUGUUCUGGCCUGCAUCCGUGCCCCAUGAGAGCUGGACAAACAUCUCUGCCAGAGACAGGGAACUGUUAUAGCUGCUAACACAAUCGAACAGAAGUUUUCUGGAGUGAUCCCUUAUCCCUCACCAAGGACUCUUUUUUUCUUUUGGUUAUGUUUAAAAAAAUUUCAGGUGCACGGUGAGGAAGCUGGUUAACUAGAUAUGACAACUGGUGGCAUCUCUGGAGGAUGGGUCAAGGGACUGUAGAAAGUAAUGGAUGUGUCUGUGGUUACUAGGAUUGGUCCUGUUACAAAGCUUUCUCACAGUUUCUCCAUUUCUGUUACUACCCUUUUAGAAAACAUUGGUCUUUGUUUUAUUUGUAGUGUGGCCUAUGGGGUAGAACAUAUGGACUCAGUGGGUCUGAAUUAGCUCAUUUGCCUGUUUGAGUACACCAGCCCUUGGUCCUGGAGUUCUGCUUCUAUCCCAUUUUUCUAAUUGUCUCAGCUCUCCUCCCAAGACAAAUCCAUUCUAUAUGGCUCUGGAUCCCUGUUGCUUCCUCACUUUGUUAGCUGUUUGGCGCUACUAAGCGGCCUCAACUGUCAGAGCAGAUCUCCGUUUCACACAAGUCCUGGUGCACCAGGGCAGACUGACCUCAGCGGUCAGGAUUCUUGUGUCCUUGUUGGGAGGUGCUAAUUACCUGUCACUGACAUGCCUUAAACCCUCAGGAGUGCUUGCUGGGCAUACUGAUAUGCUUCCAGUCUCUUGCUCUGAGUAAUUAGGCUUGAAACAAGCUGGGUGUUAACUUGGGGGAAUGUAGUGCCAGAGAACUCAGCACUACCCCACUCACUGUGCUUGUCUCACUUCAGAAAUGGAGCUCAGAAGUCCAAGCAGAGAGUGUAAAAACAGGGGAAACUCUGGAAAUGGUCCGUAAACCCUAUUAUGCUGCUUCUGACUUCUUCUGCCUAGGGUUAAGAAUUUUUCUUGUCUCUCCUGUUCAUGACAGAGUUUCAGAAUCAUCCUCCAAAAAUUCCCCUUAGCACAGCUUUACCCCAGCUGACAGUCUGGCAAACAUUUCCCUUCUCGCGUGAGAACUGUCCAUUUUACUGGACACUGAUGGUCUUUGAUUAAAAUUUGUGCUGUAGAGGCUGCUAACUCUGUUACUGCAAAGUGACACAUUUAUUACUCAAGCAACCUGAGGACCCGGGGUCAAAGGUCAUAAAAUAAGGCUUAAUACCUGGAGGCAGAACUUCACUGCUUACAUUUUUAACUUGAAUAUUUUUAAACAUUUUCCCUCCUGUGAUUAAGCCCCGUUCAAAGACAGCUGCCAAUCUCUGGCAUUAUAUACCCUGCUCCCUGUGCUAAGGCUAUAUUAAAUGUCACUUUUCUCCAAUGGUCAGUUUGAGCAGGCAGUCUCUCUUAAAUCAAGCCUUUCUUUUUAAUACAAGUUUCAGGUUUCUACGCGAUGUGAAGCACUUCCUGCCCUGGAAGCAUUCAGGUGGCUGGGGCUGUGCAAAAGCAGCUUUCUUUACAAAGCAGGGGGAAGAACCUCACCACCUUAAGCAAUGUGAAGAUGUGCUUGAACAGUGAGUAAACCAAGCUGUGCAGUUGGGUGGAGAGGAGUAGGUUCCAGCACAAUACACCCGACCUCCCCCCUCCUCCCAAUCACAAACACUAUUUGGCAGCCUUUAUUGUUGCCUCUCUCCGCUGCCUGCACAGCCCCAAGUGCUACCUUGGGUGCCAUCUUACUGAGUGGGCUGCGAGUGAAUUGCGAAGCCCAAUGCUCUGUUGUGGGUUAGGGAAAACGAAAGCUCAGAUGCCGUUUGGGAGGGCAAAUCCAUAGGACAGCUGAGCUGGAAGCCCCCUGCUGAGACUAGCACUGGAGUUUUCUCCUGUUGCUCAUUGUGACUGUUACGUCUGACAGCCAGGAUUGGGACAGAUUGGAGAUGCCAGGACAGAGCACCCUGGGUUCUUGGACAGCACAGGAGCAGGCAAUGCUGGGGAUAGGCUUGCAUAUUUGCAGCAAAGAACUGAUCCAGUGAAAGACCUUAGAAUGAAUGAAAAUGCUACAUGACACCAGGCUCCUUUUGGUAACAGAGACUUCACGGGUCUCUCACUCCCUCCCACUCCUUCAGAACACUGAGCUUAUUGUCUUGCCUUGUAUCCCACGGGCAGCACCAGACCACGUCCCUAAGUGGCCAGGAGCUAACAGGCAACUUUAAUCAGCCCUUUAUUCCUUCUCUGCUCCUUCCCUUGCCCUUCCUUGGCCAGGCCAGGGAGCAGAGCAGCUAGAAGACCUUGGCUCUGAGGGUAAGCCUCUCUCUAGAAAGGGCUCUGCUUGGUAAACAAAUAUCAAGCUCCAUGUAAUGUGCAGAAGCUGCUGGCCCAGCGCCUGGGAACUGGGACUGAGACAGCAUUGCUAGGUUCAUGACCUCAUGGCAAGCACAAUCUGUGACUGCAGCGACCCUCCCGACACCAGGAAAUUUCACCUUCCAGCCCCAAAAGAUCUGAUUGUGGUGUCUGCCAAAGCACAAUUGCAGGGGAUCCUCUUUGUACUACCAGCCACAGUACUGCCUCCCUUUCGCCCGCUAACCCUUCCUCGUAUGGACACCUGAGAUUCCCCGGCUGCCUGCCUUCCGACAGGCAGAAUCAUUUUUAACGGACUUCUGUUACAAUGUGCCUUUUCUUCUCUGGCUUAGGUUAACGCCCCUCUGGAUGAACUUCCUUUUAAAUGUGUGCUAGGGUGCUUUCUGAGAGCCCCCUCUGUAAACAGGUACAAACCAGCCGUGAUUUGAGAUGUAGCUCAAUAGGGAGGGAUGUCUGGCUCAUUACAGAAGGGGCACAUUGCCUGGCACCCCACCCAGGAGUGCUUUCCUUCCUACUCUUAAAGAGCGAUGUCAGAGACUGUCCAUAAAACCUGCCCUUCUUGCUUGGUGAACAAAUCAGCUCGUCAUGGGAGAAACGACUAGUGGGGAGGGGGAGGGAGGACUUUUUUCAUGUAAAACAUGAAACAAGAAAUGCCUCCCAAGUUGAAGGAAAACGGGGGGGUGGGAUGGAUCAAGCUAGAGCAAAUAGCUAGGUCCCUGCCCAACUCAUUGGAAGCAAAGCCAGCGGCGGGCAGUGAGGGUCGUUGUUUUGCUGGCUUGGUGUGGCAUGAUAACUUGUCUCCUGUCUGUUUUAAGAAUAAGAUUAUAUUUUGAAAUGGCUAUUAUGACGGGGUUAUUUGGAGCCUCACCGUGCGCAGCUUAUCCCAGAGUGUAAUUAUUUCUCCAAAAGGCAUACAAAUAAAUAAAUGCACAUUCUA